Molecule: messenger RNA, 10933 nt
Organism: Nymphalis io (European peacock)
Lineage: Eukaryota; Metazoa; Arthropoda; Insecta; Lepidoptera; Nymphalidae
Gene: Itpr
Product: inositol 1,4,5-trisphosphate receptor
Exons: 60
Coding region: 189-8336 (2715 amino acids)
Biological process (GO): calcium ion transmembrane transport
Cellular component (GO): membrane; endoplasmic reticulum
Molecular function (GO): inositol 1,4,5-trisphosphate-gated calcium channel activity; inositol 1,4,5 trisphosphate binding
Source: RefSeq, a predicted model, not a curated record
GGGAAGCGUGUCGUAUGAUUUUUGUGUCAUGCGAGUCAAAGUUUACAUGUUUUUCUCGAAUUGUCAUUUUUAAUCCCAUUAAUUAUCAUAUGCGGACUUUAUUGUGAUUAUGUGUUAUCAUCUUAUGUGCGCUCGAGGUGUGUGAUAAGGGCGUUUUUUCAUGGUGGGAGUGAGGAAAGGGGGACAACAUGGGUGACAGUUUCCUGCACCUGGGUGACAUCGUGUCCCUGUUCGCGGAGGGGUCUGUGGCAGGAUUCCUCAGUACCUUAGGGUUGGUAGAUGACAGGUGCGUUGUAUGUCCUGAGGCAGGAGACCUGACUGAUCCGCCAAAAAAGUUCCGGGAUUGCCUAUUCAAAAUAUGUCCUAUGAACCGCUACUCCGCCCAGAAGCAGUUCUGGAAUACUGCCAAGCAGUCCGCCAAUGCCAGCGCAGAUACGGACACCGGGCUGCUGAAGAGGUUGCAUCAUGCAGCCGAGAUAGAGAAAAAACAGAACGAGAUGGAGAAUAAGAAACUCCUGGGGACAGUAGUACAGUACGGCAGCGUUAUACAACUGUUGCAUGUUAAGUCUAACAAAUAUUUGACUGUUAAUAAACGAUUGCCCGCUUUGCUGGAGAAAAACGCGAUGCGGGUGCACUUAGAUGCAAAUGGUAAUGAAGGGUCGUGGUUCUAUGUGAUACCAUUCUACAAACUCCGGUCGACUGGGGAUAAUGUAGUGGUCGGCGACAAGGUUAUAUUGAACCCGGUGAACGCCGGGCAACAGGUACUACAUGUUUCCUCCAACCACGAACUACCGGACAACGUUGGAUGUAUGGAGGUGAAUGUAGUAAAUUCAUCGACGUCAUGGAAGGUGACCCUUUUCCUAGAACAUAAAGAGAACCAGGAGGAGAUGCUAAAGGGUGGUGACGUGGUACGACUUUUUCACGCGGAGCAGGAGAAGUUUCUCACCAUGGACGAGUACAGACGAAGGCAGCACGUCUUCCUCAGGACCACGGGCCGAUCGAGUGCCACUGCCGCUACCAGCAGUAAAGCUCUGUGGGAGAUCGAGGUGGUACAACACGACCCGUGUAGAGGAGGCGCGGGUCACUGGAACUCGAUAUUUCGCUUCAAACACCUCGCUACUGGACACUACUUGGCUGCCGAAGCUUGCAUUAAACAAUCCGAAAAUAUGAUGGAAAAUGAAGGUUUGAACUCGGAGCCAGCUUACCAACUCGUGUCGGUGCCGCACUCGUCGGAGAUCGCCACGCUGUUCGAGCUGGACCCCACCACCAUGACGCACUCCGACGCGCCCGUACCGCAGAGCAGCUAUGUCAGAUUACAACACCUUUGCACGCACACCUGGGUGCACUCAACGUCUAUACCGAUUGAUAAAGAAGAAGAGAAGCCAGUUAUGUCGAAGGUGGGAUGUUCAAUAGUGAAAGAGGACAAGGAAGCGUUUGCAUUGAUAUCGGUAUCUCCCAGCGAGGUCCGGGACUUGGAUUUCGCCAACGAUGCCUGCAAAGUCCUCUCCGCAUUGUCAACCAAACUGCAUCACGGGAAUAUCGAACACAAUGAAAUGAAAGCAUUGACCUGCCUCCUGCAAGACAUCGUAUACUUCAUAGCGGGCUUCGAGAACGAACCCAACAAGUGCAAAGCCCUCGACCUGGUGGUUGAAAAUCCUAAUCGAGACAGACAGAAGUUGCUACGUGAACAGUAUAUAUUGAGGCAACUCUUCAAAAUACUCCAGGGUCCUUUCCAAGAUUCCCCGGAGGGUGAGGCGUUCCUUAAGAUAGAGGAACUGUAUGAUCCGCGAUAUGCGCCGUAUAAGUUCAUCUUCCGGCUCUGCUACAGGAUACUUAGACUCAGUCAGCAAGACUAUCGGAAGAAUCAGGAAUAUAUUGCAAAACAUUUCGGAUUCAUGCAAAAACAAAUAGGAUACGACAUACUCGCAGAGGACACGAUCACGGCUCUGUUACACAACAACCGGAAACUUCUAGAGAAGCACAUCACUGCUUCGGAGAUAGAGACGUUCGUUGGUCUGGUCCGAAAGAAUAUGAAGACCUGGCAAUCCCGUUUCUUAGACUAUUUGAGUGACUUGUGCAUCUCUAACAAAAAGGCUAUCGCCGUCACGCAGGAGUUGAUCUGCAAGAGUGUGCUCUGCGCUAAUAACGCUGACAUUCUUAUUGAGACAAGACUUGUAUCGACAAAAUACGAAAACGUAUCGGAAAUCGACGACAUAGGUAAUAAAUACACGGUAGAAGAUGACGUCAUGUUGCUUUGGAACAAUAAAAAGAGUUCCCGGCUAUUGUCCUCGUUAGCAGCAGAAGCGGCAGAGGAUCCCCGCAGCGAGGCUGCGGCUAUCCUGGACUACUACAGGCAUCAGCUCGAUCUCUUUUCCAACAUGUGCCUCAACAGACAGUACCUGGCGCUCAACAGCUUGUCGCAGCAAUUGCAGAUCGAUCUCAUACUCAAGUGCAUGUCGAACAGCGCGCUGUCGCACGAGGUGCGCGCGUCGUUCUGCCGCCUGAUGCUGCACCUGCACGUGGACCGCGACCCGCAGGAGCCCGUCACGCCCGUCAAGUACGCGCGCCUGUGGGCCGAGGUCGCCGGCACCAUACACGUGCACGACUAUCAAUGCGUGAAAGGCGGGCCGGACGCUACUAGAGAGAAAGUAAAGGAGCAGUUCGCGUCAACUAUCCGCUUCGUCGAGAACUACCUGUGUAACGUGGUCACCAGGACUUGGUACUUCAGCGACCACGAUCAAAACAAGCUCACCUUCGAGGUGGUAAAGCUAGCCAGAGAAUUGAUUUAUUUCGGAUUUUACAGCUUUAGUGAUCUCUUGAGAUUGACCAAGACGCUGCUCAGUAUUCUGGACUGCGUGACCGCCAUCGAUCUGCUGAACGAGACCAGCGCGCUCACUGGAGAGGUGGAAUCGGAGGGCGGCGUACUGCGCAGCAUCGGCGACAUGGGCGCCGUCAUGACGUCGAUCACUCUCGGAUCUGUCGCACGUAAUGUGCCGGGCGGCGCGGCGCGCUCGCCGUCGGCGCUGGCGCUGGCCCGCAAGCACCCGCUCGUCAUGGAGACCAAGCUCAAGAUCAUUGAGAUCCUGCAGUUCAUUUUAGACGUGCGACUAGAUUACCGCAUAAGCUGUCUGCUGUCUAUAUUUAAGAAGGAGUUCGAACAAUCGGAUAAAGCUGACAACAUCGGGAGAGCAGAUGUGGAAGCUAUUGGAUUACAAGCUGAAGGCAUAUUCAGUUGUCGAGCUAUACAGACUGUGCCUGACAACUGUCUUCCAAAAAAUGUAGAUUUAGACGGUUUGGACUUGGAUGAGUGCGGAGGUCGUAUGGUCCUUCGCGUAUUGCUGCAAUUAUGUUCCCAAGGUGCCUCGGCGUCUCUUGUCUCUGGGGCCUUGGCGCUGCUGUUUAGACAUUUCAGUCAAAGGCAAGAAGUCCUGGCGGCCUUUAAACAAGUGCAACUCCUCGUAUCAGAUGCGGACGUAGAAUCUUACAAGCAAAUCAAAGCAGACUUGGACGUGUUACGGCAAAGUGUGGAAAAGUCUGAACUUUGGGUAUUCAACAAAGGUCGAGCUGGAACAUUGGACGAUCAUAGCGAUAUUAAAGGAACAGUGGGCCCGGGUGGUGCAGUUUUAGAAAGGAAUGCGUCCCUCGACAAUGUGUUAGACACCUCAAGGUCCACGAAACAUGAUCACAUGAACGAAUAUAACAAGAUCAAGGAGAUCCUUCAACGCAUGAUUAAAUAUUGUACGCAAGGCAACAACAGUGCCGGCGAGGCGGGAGAGGUCAGUCGGCCGCGAAGACACGAGCAGCGUCUUUUGCGGAACAUCGGAGUACACAACAUCGUACUGGACUUACUGCAGGUUCCCCACGACGAGGAUGAUGCAGCGAUGGACGAACUACUGGCUCUCGCUCACGAGUUCCUCCAACAUUUCUGCCACGGCAACCAGCAGAAUCAAGCCAUCCUACAUAAGCACCUCGACCUCUUCCUUAAUGCUGGGAUCCGCGAGGCGCAGACGGUGUGCGCCAUCUUCUCGGAGAACGCGUCGCUGUGCGCGCACGAGGGCAACGAGAAGGUGGCGGCGCACUUCGUGCACUGCGUGGAGGCGCGCGGCCGCCGCCCCGCCUACCUGCGCUUCCUGCGCACCAUCGUGCGCGCCGGCGGACAGCACAUCCGCCGCAGCCAGGACCUCGUCAUGCAGGAGAUGGUGAACGCGGGCGAGGACGUGCUGGUGUUCUACAACGACAAGGUGUCCUUCAACUACUUCCUGCAGAUGAUGCGCCAGUACAAGCGCACGGGCGAGAUGCCGGAGGCUCUGACAUACCAUAUAGACCUGGUGAAGCUUUUGACGUGCUGCACUCUGGGCAAGAACGUGUACACCGAGAUAAAGUGUCACAGCUUGUUACCAUUGGACGACAUCGUGGCCAUGAUCACUCACCCGGACUGUAUUCCUGAGGUGAAAGAAGCGUACGUGGGUUUCCUGAACCACUGCUACAUCGACACGGAGGUAGAGAUGAAGGAGAUAUACUCCAGCAACUACAUGUGGGACCUGUUCGAACGGUCCUUCUUGCAAGACAUGCUCGCUAUCCUGCAACCGGAGCCGCAGACAUCGGAGCCGGGCUCGUCGGCGCGCUCGCCGGGCGGCUGUCGGCAGGCGUGGGUCAACUACGUCACCGACGUGCUCGUGCACACCAUCUGCACCUUCUUCAACUCGCCCUUCAGCGACCAGAGCACCACCGUGCAGACCCGACAGUCGAUAUUCGUGAAGCUGCUCCAAACCACCUUCCGGAUCUACCAGUGUCCUUGGCUAACGCCGCCGCAGAAACUCAACGUUGAGAAAUGUAUACGCACUCUCAGCGAAGUCGCGAAGAGUCGCAGUAUAGCGAUACCGUUGGAGCUAGAAGCGAAGAUCCAGACGGUGUUCGAGAAGGCGGCGGCGCUGUCGCGGCAGACCAGCAAGUGGCUGCUCGCCUCCAAGACCUCCAAGCUGGAGAAGAUGGCUUCGCAGACAAACCUCCAAAACGAUAGAUCCGUGAUGGAAGGCCUGCAAGAGAUAGUCGCGUUACUAGAGGAGCAGCUGCGACCCUUACUACAAGCCGAGCAGUCUCUGCUAGUCGACAUCUUGUACAAACCGCAUCGGCUGUUCACCAGCCCCGGGGAACUGACGCACCCCGACACAAGCGGAAUAUUUAUAUCGAGAUUAAUACGUCAUACGGAAAAGCUUCUUGAAGAGAAAGAAGAGAAGCUGUGCGUCAAAGUGUUAAGGACCUUGCGGGAGAUGAUGGCCGUCGAUCCUGAAUAUGGGGAGAAGGGCAACCAGCUACGUAACAAGCUGCUCUCGCAGUACUUCGUGAACCGCAAGUCGGAGCCCAGGAUCCAGCCCGCCAGCGUCGCCGUCACUCACGGUCCCGGUGCAGACACUGUACCGCAACAGCCGAAGAGAGCAAAGGUCUUGCUGCGCACGGGACAGAGCCUGGCGCAGGUGCAGGCGCACCUGGACCGUGAGGGCGCUUCCGACCUGGUGGUCGAGCUGGUCAUCAAAAGCACUAACCGACCAGCUAUCUUUCUUGAAGCUAUACAGCUCGGAAUUGCGCUUUUAGAAGGAGGCAAUCCUAUAAUUCAACACAGCAUCUUCACGAAAUUGCAAAAUGGUGAAAUAUCGCAGGCGUUUUUAAAGGUAUUCUACGAUAAAAUGCGUGAGGCCCAGCAAGAGAUUCGCUCCCUGGCUGUGAGCAGUACCACCACCACUACCACCGACAAGCGGUCGUCAUCAACAGAAAAGCAAAAAUCUAACAGUACCGAUGGUAAGGCAGUGGUAGGUCCCAUUGUGGUGGGAGAGGACAUGGACGACGAGGUGUCUAGCGCGUGCAGCUCGGCCGUGCACGCGUACUCCGACAUACACACCAUGUCGCACGGUACAACCGUCUUGGAAGAAAUAAUGGCAGAGAAAAAACGUGAAUCUGGCAAUUCGGACGUCCUGCCUGCUAAGGUAGCCGUCAUGCGGCCCAUCUUGCGUUUCCUACAGCUGCUAUGCGAGAACCACAACCCCGACCUUCAGAACCUCCUUCGUAAUCAAAACAACAAGUCCAACUAUAACCUCGUCUCCGAGACCCUCAUGUUCCUGGACUGCAUCUGUGGAUCCACGACGGGAGGGCUCGGGUUGCUUGGACUGUACAUCAAUGAAGGGAAUGUGGCACUUAUCAACCAGACCUUGGAAACACUCACAGAAUAUUGUCAAGGUCCGUGCCACGAAAACCAAAAUUGCAUAGCGACACACGAGAGCAACGGGCUUGAUAUUAUAACAGCACUGAUAUUGAACGACAUUAACCCCCUCGGCAAGACACGCAUGGACCUCGUACUGGAGCUGAAGAACAAUGCCUCCAAGCUCCUGCUGGCCAUAAUGGAAUCUAGAAAUGACUCGGAGAACAACGCCGAAAGGAUCUUAUACAACAUGAAUCCUAAACAGCUGGUUGAUGUUGCGUGCUCAGCCUUCCACCAGGAGAACUCCAUAGAUCCCGACUCCGACUCCGAGGACGACGCGCCCGUACAAGGCGUCUCUCCGAAGGAAGUGGGCCACAACAUCUACAUCCUGUGCCACCAGCUGGCGGCGCACAACAAGGAGCUGGCGGCGCUCGUGCGCGCGUCGCCCGCCGGCCCCGCCGCGCCCGCGCUGCAGUACUACCGCACGCACACCGCGCAGAUCGAGAUAGUUCGCACGGAUCGCAGCAUGGAGCAGAUAGUGUUCCCGAUCCCGGAGAUCUGCGAGUACCUGCCGGUGGACAGCAAGCACCGCGUGCUGCAGAGCGCCGAGCGCGACGACCAGGGCAGCAAGGUGGCGGACUUCUUCUCGCGCCUCGACAAUCUCUUUCACGAGAUGAAGUGGCAAAAGAAGCUGCGUGGGCAACCGUUCCUGUUCUGGGUGUCGUCCUACAUGUCGCUGUGGAGCAACAUACUGUUCAACUUCGCCGUCCUGAUCAACGUCAUCGUGGCCUUCUACUACCCGUUCGGCGACGCGCAGCCCCGGCUGGGCCAGCACCUGUCGCUGGUGCUGUGGUGCGCGGCGGGCGCGGCGGGCGCGCUGGUGGCGUGGCUGCCGCGCGGCUCGGGCGCCCGCGCGCUGCUGGCCAGCGCCAUCGUGCGCCUCAUCUACUCCGCCGGGCCCGAGCCCACCAUGUGGAUGCUGGGCAUGCUCACCAUUGUAGUAAAGGGUAUUCACCUGGUGAGUAUAAUGGGCAACCAGGGGACGUUGUCGAAGUCGACGCGGAACGUGAUCACGGACCCCGAGCUGCUUUACCACGGCGUUUACCUCGCUUUCUGCUUCAUGGGCAUAUGCUGGCAUCCAUUCUUUUUUUCGGUUCUGCUCCUAGACAUAGUAUACAGAGAGGAGACCUUGUUGAACGUGAUGCGAUCAGUCACUCGCAACGGGCGGUCCAUCCUACUGACGGCUGUACUGGCGCUGGUGCUGGUCUACAUGUUCUCCAUAGUAGGCUACAUGUUCUUCCGAGACCACUUCCUCGUCACCGUCGACCGUCUGGAUGACGACCACGACCCGCGCUUCGAGCAGCGCGAGCAGUGCGGCGCGCCGGGCUGCGAGCCGCCGGCCGGCCGGUACGCGGCGCCGGCGCGCCUCGUGUCGGUGGGCGGCGACCUGCGCGAGCGCAGCUGCGACUCGCUCAUCAUGUGCAUCGUCACCACGCUCAACCAGGGCCUGCGCAACGGCGGCGGCAUCGGCGACAUCCUGCGCGCGCCCGCCAGCUUCGAGCCACUGUUCGUCGCACGCGUGGUGUACGACCUCCUGUUUUUCUUCGUGGUGAUCAUCAUCGUACUGAACCUCAUUUUCGGUGUUAUUAUCGACACCUUCGCCGAUCUCCGUAGCGAGAAGCAGCAAAAAGAACUUAUACUGAAGAACACAUGUUUUAUAUGUGGGUUGAACAGGUCAGCCUUUGACAAUAAGACCGUCUCGUUCGAGGAACACAUUAAGAGUGAGCACAACAUGUGGCACUACCUGUACUUCAUGGUGCUGGUGCGAGUCAAGGAUCCCACCGAGUUCACCGGGCCCGAGAGCUACGUACACUCAAUGAUCAAGAGCAACAACCUGGAGUGGUUCCCGCGCCUGCGCGCGCUGUCGCUGGUGGGCGGCGGGGAGGGCGAGGGCGGCGAGCUGGAGCUGCGCAACCUGCAGGCGCAGCUGGAGCGCGCGCAGGCCGCCGUGCGGGCGCUCACCGAGCUGCUCACCGACCUGCGCGACCAGAUGACGGAACAACGAAAACAGAAACAACGUAUCGGCCUGUUGAACUCGACGUCGGCGUAUCUCCAGAACUUGCAAAUGAACCUUCCGCCGUGAGCGACAUACCGAUACUUCGACGCACCGGGUAGUCAGUUUCAAUGCAGCAACAUUUUCGUUUCAAUUUAACAGCAUAAUAUAUGCUCAUACAGCAUGAUCAUCAUCAUAUAUUUAUAUGAAUACCCAAAAUAUGCUUAGUAAGAAAUUUUUAUUAAGGAAUAAUAAUUUCGAAUAGAUUAACACUAAAAAUCUAAAAUACUUUAAGUAUUUUUUUUAUAUUUUAUUUCACAUUUAUUUACAUAUGUUUAUACUAAGUAUCAAAACCGGUGCGUCUAAUAUUCCAUCAAGCCUCGAUGACAAUCGCACAAAAAUAUCACCUCGAUAAGUCCAAUGAAUAAAACAAAAGUUGACGCAGACGUUGUCCAGCGGUCACACGCACGAAGGAAGCGUGCGAGGAGUGAAAUACGUAAUACAAUAAUAAGACUAAAUCGUCUACUGUAUUUUUUUUUAAUUUCGACUAGAUGUCACUAGAUAUAUUAACUCUAAACAUAUUUAUGUUUAGUGUGAUUUGAAAUCGAUUUGAUAGCGUAUGAAAACAUUCGUAUGAAUGUUUCAAUCGCAGCGAAUCAUAAUAGAUUGUGUCUUAACAUACUAUUGACAAGCUUAUAAAAAAAUAUAAAUGGAAUGUAGACUACGGUAAACUAUAGACAGCCAAUUUGAAGCAAUAUUUUUAUGAUAAAUGUAACUGGCUAGUUAUAAAAAAUGUUAUCAAAGUCAACAUUUCAUUAAUUAUCAACACAAGACUAGACAAAUUUUCUUUAGGAAGAUAUUCAUAAAAAAAAAUUCUCUAUUAAACUAUUCAAAAUUUACACUCUUUCUGAUUAAUUGCUACUAAACAUAAUAAACUAUGAAACGUUGUUCGUUAUUUAAUGUUCAUAGUGAAAGUUCAAAUUUUGUAUCCAACGGGUUUUUCUAAUUGGAACCUUAAAUAUAUUACUAUAAAGUUUAAUUUGUUAAUUUUGGAUCUUAUAUAUUAUCUUCCUAAUAUUAUUUUGUCUGUUUAAACAUUUAUAUUUAUUUUUAUAUUAAAUAUUUAGUUCGUAGCUAAAUUAUAUAUUUUUUAUUUUAUUUUUUACUGUUAUUUUUUUUUCAAAUAUUCAUUCUAUUCUCCAACUUAGUUACAAUUGAGUAUAAUUUGGUGUUUUUCAACGAGGUCACCCAAAAUUUAAAUACUUCGGAAGUGCAAUACGACUUCGCUCAAAAUCCGUUAACUGUAGUUAGUAAAAUAAUAAAAUUUUAUUUAAAAAAAAAUCUUAUAAAGAUCUGAAACGAAUUGCGAUUAAUCGUGUGUUUCAUAUAUUUUGUUGUAUCUGUGUGUUAUUAUAUGAAUUAGUUACGUUAGGUUAAGUUUUAAUAUUUUUAUUUAACAGAUUGGUUUAUAGAUGACAGCUUUGUUUACUAUAAACUUCCCCUUGGAGUGGAAAUUAUAGUCUCUAUGUCUUUGUAAUAAGAGAUACAUGGGGUACAGAUGCUUUUUGAGGGUUUUUUUCUUGAAUAUUUUAUAUAAUAUGUUUUAAUACAGUAUACUCAACCUUUUCUUUAUACAAAAACGUCUUAGUCAGGUUGCCGCGGGCCGCAAACAAAAAAAAAUUAGAUAAUUAUUUCUUAAAUUUCGGGAUUGUUACAAAUUGAAUUAAACAACUAUGAACAGAUUUAUCGCGUAUAUUGUAACAUUUUUUUAUCACUUCUUGACGUUUCAAAGACAACGUGGUUACAAGCAGUUGUUUAAUUCAAAAACUUCUUUGAAAUUAAAAAUAUUUGAAUAGUUUAAAGUGACAUCAGGUGGGCCAACGAAAUAGCCAGGCGGGCGGCAGGUUGAGUACAGCUGUUUUAAUGUUACUGUGACGUUGAAAUCAUAAAACAGUGCCAUGUGACAAGUAACAAUAGCGAUAAGAAUAGGUUGAUUUUUUAACAAAACCAUUGCUUAGCAUUAAUUAAAUGUAUUGAGUAUAGAUUUUCUCGAAAGAUCGUCUGUGAGUCAGUUUUGGUGUUUUUGUACUACUUAGUAUGCAGUUAUAUACACAUAAGGGAACAUAUAAGAUGCCAAAUACUAGAGUUGUUAUGAGUGAUUUUGUUGUACUUAAGAUGUUUAAUGUUUUUAAACUUCAAUUCUUACUUGUUACUAUUAUAACUUUACCAUUUACACUAAAAUGUUAACAUUCCUUCAACAUGAGACUACUAUAUCUUUAUAUAUAUAUAUUAUUUUUAGUACAGAGAAUUUAUCUAAAUUUAAAGAUUUUUAUUAAAUAAUAAAACUUUUUUUUUUUUAUCUAACAUAUAUACGAAGUUAUAUUUUUUCGACUAAAAAUAAUCAAACUUUUAAUAUAUUUACUAACUAAAUUCUUGCAGUUGGAUGUGUGACCAAGUUUCGAGUUUUAUACUUAUUGUAGAUUUUUAAUAUGUAAAUUUUAUACUUUCUAUAAAAAAUAAGUAAAACUUUUCGCAUUAUUCUGUACAUUCCUCGUAUUUCUCUUUUAUAGAACAAUAGAUCUGUAUCGUGGAAUCUUUGAACUAGUUCUCUAUUAGUAAUAAAGUUAGUGUAAGUCUGUUACGAUGAAUGCAAAUAUGGUUUUGUUUAUGAAAUAUAAAAGUAUGGC